Hermetia illucens (black soldier fly) is the source of this 2275-nucleotide messenger RNA. RefSeq lists its product as uncharacterized. Gene Ontology annotation, cellular component: cytoplasm. Gene Ontology annotation, biological process: heme biosynthetic process. The transcript has 4 exons. The record is from RefSeq and is a predicted model, not a curated record. Bases 445 to 2169 code for a protein of 574 amino acids. Gene Ontology annotation, molecular function: hydroxymethylbilane synthase activity. NCBI's taxonomy places the organism in Eukaryota, Metazoa, Arthropoda, Insecta, Diptera, Stratiomyidae.
AUUGGGGGAUAGUCGAUCAAAUUAUAUUACUUUUCACAAGGUUCACAAGGCUUCGAUUAAUUGUCAUUAGAUUCUUACAUGCAUAUCAUUCUGAUAAGAGUUCCGCGGCGAAUUCAGUCUUUUGACAGGUCAUGAGGAUUCCAAUUGAGAAAGUGUGAGACAGUGAAACGUGAACAUUGCUCGGUUGGUUGGUGCUUGUGUUUUCGGCGGUCGAAUUUAUAGCAAUUGUAAAUUAAAAUUAGUGUUCGAAGGGGUCAAAUACACACAUUUGAAAUUCCGAUAAUCCCACUAUGUUUUCCUAGGGUCAGAUGUAAUUGCAAUUUAGGAGUUCAUCUUUGAAAAUGUUAAAAGUGUAGGACCCUCGGGGCAAAUUAUCGUGACCUGACUUUCUAUUCAUCUCAAUUGAUUAAAUUAAGUAUAGACGUUGCUAUAUCAAAAUAUAAAAUGACUGAACAACCGGAAGGGAAUGUAAUUCGAGUUGGUUCGCGAAAAAGCGAGCUGGCGCUCAUCCAAACCAAGCAUGUGAUCGGACUUCUUCAAGAACUCCACCCCGAAAAGCGGUUCGAGAUUCAUACGAUGUCAACAAUUGGCGACAGAGUUCUAAAUGUAUCUCUGCCGAAAAUUGGAGAAAAAAGUUUAUUUACGCGAGACUUGGAAGAUGCUCUAAGAAGAGGAGGCGUAGACUUUGUCGUCCAUUCUCUGAAAGACUUGCCAACAGCUCUACCUCCCGGCAUGGCCAUUGGUGCAGUGUUGGAACGUGAAGAUCCGCGUGAUGCCCUUGUCCUUAAUGAGAAAUACGCAGGCAAAACAUUAAGCACUUUGCCCAAAGGAAGUGUUAUAGGAACCUCAUCCUUACGGAGAACAGCUCAGUUGCGUCGGAAAUAUCCCCAUCUAGAAAUCGUUGAUAUUCGUGGAAACUUGAAUACUCGUUUAGCUAAAUUAGACGCCGCUACAUCGAAAUUCGCUGGAAUAAUUCUCGCACAAGCUGGUCUUGUGCGAAUGGGAUGGCAGAAGCGCAUCAGUCAAAUUUUGGAACCGAUAGAUGUUCUCUAUGCCGUAGGGCAAGGUGCUUUGGCGGUUGAAUGCCGGUCUAAUGAUGCGAAAAUUCUCUCGAUGUUAAAUGAGUUGGUGUGCAUUGAAACGUCUUGCAAAAUUUUAGCGGAGAGAAGCUUUUUGAAGACUUUGGGUGGAGGAUGUAGCGCUCCCGUUGCGGUGACUACAAGUCUAGAUGGUUCUCUUCGGAAUAAUAAUAAAUUGGAUGUCGUUAAUGUUAGACUUUCUGGCGCUGUAUGGAGUUUAGAUGGAUCGAUUGAAAUUCAAGAUGCAGCUGAAUGUUGUUUAGCUGGUCGUAAACUUCUGGAGGUAGAGGGCAACAAUACAACUGAUGAUAAUGACAACGAAACACCUCGUAAGAAAUUGAGAUUGAGUGAAAGCGAAGCCGAGCCCGUGCAUGAUAAACAAGGCAGUCCGAAAGUAAUUGACGAGGAUGUAGUGCCUGACCGAGGCUCAGGCGAUGCAUCGCAGGUAGAUGUUCAGUAUUUAAUUGAUGUGCAUGGGGAACUAUUUAAACGAUGCCCUUAUUAUGCGCUACAUGAAAAAGACGCCAAGAAUGGUAAUUCCAGUCAAAAAAUUGACGAAUGUCCUCUGAAAAUACCGAUCGGGCAGGAUUUCAUGGGUAAAUGUCCUUACGUGGGCGUAGAUGAUAAAGUACAAUUCGCAGCUGAAGGCAAGUGCCCGGUUUCUGGGAAAACGGCUGAAGAUUUAUUAAACUGUAAUAAAGGCCAAGAUGAAUCAGAUCGAUCGAAUAGCACACAGGAUGCCGCCAUCCCUGCACAAUGCCCGUUUUCAAAACAGAAUACUCUGAAGCAGAAAGAUUUGCUUGAGUUGAAACCAGACAGUUGCCCGUUCCUUAAGAAUAAACCCGCCGUUAAAAUGAUCGAUUGUGAUCUGAACAAAUCAACGGUUGUAGAUAACGAAGAGGAAACAAUAAAAAUCGUAGAUGACUCAGAUUCCCUGUUUUGUGGAAUGUUUAGACAUGAUUGCUACGGUUUGGAACUGUUCAAACGCUGUGAGGAACUAGGACGACGGUUAGCUAAUAAUCUAAUCGAGAAAGGUGCCUUGGAUGUGAUGCAACGAGCCCAGAAUGAAAUUCACGGGAAGAUUCAAUAAUGCAGUUGUUGCAUUUUUGGUUGGUUUUGUAUGAAGUGUAUUUGAUUGUUUAUUUCGAUAUAUUUAGUAUGAAAUCAGCCUCGAAAUGCAUAUCCAUUUCAUAAUA